Gymnodraco acuticeps is the source of this 2906-nucleotide messenger RNA. RefSeq names its product SLAIN motif-containing protein 1-like. The transcript has 10 exons. Gene Ontology annotation, cellular component: microtubule plus-end. NCBI's taxonomy places the organism in Eukaryota, Metazoa, Chordata, Actinopteri, Perciformes, Bathydraconidae. Gene Ontology annotation, biological process: cytoplasmic microtubule organization; positive regulation of microtubule polymerization; microtubule nucleation. The record is from RefSeq and is a predicted model, not a curated record. Bases 100 to 1959 code for a protein of 619 amino acids.
CGUGCACAUUACUCCCGCUACCGGAAUUCAGAAGCCAGUCUUAAGGAGCGAGGUGAGACGCAGCAGCUUACCUGUCCCCCGUCUCUCAUUCAACCGUUUAUGGUAUUGUGUUCUGGUCCAAUGGAGGCAGUGGUUCUGAACUCCGCUAUAAUUCCGGAAGUGGACUGCAACAGCAACACCGUGGACGCCGAGCUGGAGGUGAAGAAACUGCAGCAGCUCGUCCGAACGCUGGAGUGGCAAAACGAGCUGCUCCGGACCCGCGCGAGUAGCUGCUCGCGCUCGCAUGUGCUGCCUCCUUCCCCGUGGAAAAUGCUCGCAGGCACCGGGGGGUUCUGCCUCCCCAGCCCAGUGCCCACCCUGCUGCGUGAGUCGUCCUUGGGGUCCUCCCUGGAGGAGCCUUUCGACUAUUUCCACUCCGGGGAUGGAGCGGCGGAGGACGGUUCCGAGCCGUCGGUUCUGGACGAGCUGGAACUUUUGGAUUUUGAUUCUCUGUGCUGCUCAGACGAGUCCGACGAAACCUGGCUGUAUGUGUCCUCAAAAUCCAGAGAGUGCACGGGUAACUCCCUCUCAGCUCUGCAGUGGUGCCGGAAGGCGCUGGAAUCUCCAAGAUCUGAGGUGGAGGCCGCCCGGAGAUCCCUGUCCCUCAGACUGGAACAAGUCUCCAGGUGGCGUAGCUCCCUAUCCAGCCCCUCUCCCACCGCCUCCCCCGGCCUUCCUCUGAGUCGAGUGGCCGGAGUGUCCCCCCUCACUUCCUCCCCUUGUGCCAAACCCUCCUCCACCCUCCAGUCAUCGGAAAGACACGUUUCGUCCCUCUCCUCCCCAUUCCACCACCGGACGAUGAGUCCUGUAGGGAAGGAUCUCUCCCCCUUUUCUGAGAGGACUCCCACGUUCUUCCCCGCGCAGCGCAAAGGCCGCAGCCUCCGGCGCUGCGCCCUCAGCCCGCAGUCGUCCAUGGACAGCGACCUCGGCUCUUCAGAGGUGGACGACGACUCCAUCUCUCUGGGAUACAAACUGCAGGACCUCACCGACGUCCAGGUCAUGGCCCGCCUGCAGGAGGAGAGUCUAAGGCAGGACUAUGCCAGCACGUCGUCCGUCCUGGGCCCCCGCCGCAGUCAGAGCUUCACGUUCCAGCUCAGCCAGCUCAGCGCCGGGCUCGGCCUGGAGGAGGAAGACGAGGAGGAGGAGGACGACGAAGACUACGGCCUCCUGCCCCCCGCGCAGCCUCGCCUCACCCGCCUGCCCCACUCCCAUACUUUCUCCAGCGUCCGAGACUGGCGAAGAAGCACCAGCUCCCUGUCCACCCCGCCCUCCACUCCCCCUCACCUCUCCGCAGGGUUCGCCUUCCAGCCUCAGCUCCAAACCCAGCCCGAGCAGCACGGCUUCAGGCCCGGGUCAGCCGAACAUGAGAAUUAUCUGCGCAGGAGCAUGCCUAACCUGGUCCGAGCUCCCAGCAUGCCCAGUGUGCCCAUUCCAACCAAUCCUAGCGCUUCCCUUUGUUUGCUUCGUAACAGCCAGAGUUUUGAUUCGUCCAGUGGGCUGGCUCGACUGCAGUCCUCCAUCCCCUCCCCAGGCCAGCUGCAGAACAGAGUCCAGAGCGUCGGGAACUUCUCCUCCAUGUCACGGCAGACUUUAAAAGCCACCGCCUACGUCAGUCCCACCAUCAAGGGCUCCAUGGCAACCUCCACAAGCCUCCACUCACUGAACAGCAGCAGUGGAAGCAGCGGGGGGGGUAGUGGCAUCCCUAUAAUCAGUAAAGCUCAAAGUGGGGGGGGGGCAGCCACUUCCACCCCGCUCACGGCCCGCAGCAGCCUGCCUCGCCCAGCCUCAUUAUUCAGCACAUCAAGCUCCACCUCUCGCAGCAAGGUGGCCCAAUCAGCACGAAGUUUACUGACGCCUCCAAAGACCUUGACCACCUUCAGUGCCCUCCGUGACAGCAACUGGAGAGACGGCUGCUACUGAUGAAGAGGAGACAACCCCGCUGGCUGGGGUCACUCAACAUUCUUCCGUGGGGACAUUUUGAAUGGGUUUGACCAAAAAGUAACCUUACAUUCUGCAUAGAUCCUGCAUAGAGUAGAGAAAUGUUAUCCAAAAAGGCCAAAGUGAUCUCUCGUGUCAUCCAUUUUGAAUUCUAUGCAGAAUUUCUUCGGGGAAGGCGGGUUGUGUGUUUCCGGAUGUGAGUGACUGAAUGUCAGGUCUGAUUUUAUUGGUGUGUGCCAAUGGGGAGUUGUUCCCUGAUGCUCUUGUGCAAUAAGCCACUGUCUGUGGGGUACUAACCUGCUAAAUGAGGGCUGCCAGUUUCUAUGAAGUGAUCCUUACGAUACUGUAUUUAUAUAUUUAUUUUAAAAGGACAUUUCUAACUAAUCAGGUGCUUUCCCUCUGGCAACAAGCGCCAAAGAUGCUGCUAAAAAUGAGUUGAUCCCUGGUUUGGGCACAUUUGGUCGAAUUUUUACAAGACAUUAAAGUAUGUAUUAAUGUACAAAUCUAACUAUAAGUGUGCUAAUUAUAUAAAUAUAUAUUGAUGCAAUAUUAUUGAUUUUUAAAUGUGACCAAAAGGAAAGUGUCUGAAUGUGUUUACAAUAAUUGUCUCACAAAACUGUGCAUAAUAACUUUUUAACGCCCUUAAAGGGAUUUGCUCUUGUUGCACUUUGUACUAAUCUCUGAAUUGAUUGAUAUUUGUUCUGUUUACUAAUACCUGCACUUCUUUUUGAAUUUGAUAUUCUGGUUUAUGGGGAAAACUGUUAAUUAAAUGUGUUUUUGGAGAUGUCACAGUUAUACACGGCAUAAUGUAGCACCUUUUUGUUUGUGUUUUUAAAUGACUGUCACCAUGGCACAUUUCACAGAAACCUGACACUUUUGUUACUGUGAUGAACUGGAUCGAGUGAAACAUUUUAAUAAAACACACUGAA